Oncorhynchus kisutch (coho salmon) is the source of this 1341-nucleotide messenger RNA. Its product is annotated as RNA pseudouridylate synthase domain-containing protein 1-like. Gene Ontology annotation, molecular function: pseudouridine synthase activity; RNA binding. Lineage: Eukaryota; Metazoa; Chordata; Actinopteri; Salmoniformes; Salmonidae. Gene Ontology annotation, biological process: enzyme-directed rRNA pseudouridine synthesis. The transcript has 6 exons. The record is from RefSeq and is a predicted model, not a curated record. Bases 93 to 1241 code for a protein of 382 amino acids.
CACAGCUUCCGUGUUUUGGGUUUGUUUCUUGUCUCUGUCUACUGGAGAGACUUAAUAAUAAACAGCAGGUCAGGCUGAGCUGAGUGGUGAGUAUGGAUCCUGCCGGUGUGGAAACUGGCAGUAUGGAACCUGGCAGUAUGGAUCCUGCCGGUGUGGAACCUGGCAGGAUGGAACCUAGCAGUAUGGAUCCUGCCGGUGUGGAACCUGGCAGUAUGGAACUUGGCAGUGUGGACAGUCUGAGGGAACCGACCAGUGUGCAACCAGGCAGCGGUAUGGAACCUGGCAGUGUGGAACUGGCCAGUGGUGUGGAAACGACCAGGGGUAUGGAAACGACCAGGGGUAUGGAAACGACCAGGGGUAUGGAAACGACCAGGGGUGUGGAACCGUCCAGAGGUGUGGAACCCGCCAGUGUUGACAGUCUGAAGGUUCUGUAUCAGAGCCGUGACUACAUCAUAGUGGAUAAGCACUGGGACAUCCGCAUCGACAGCAAGAUGUGGUUCUGUCACCAACUGGACUACUCCACCAGUGGGGUUCUGUGUGUGGCUCUGAACAAGGCUGCUGCUGGCCGGGUCUACCACUGUUUUAAAGACCGCAGAGCUACCAAGGUUUACCUAGCACUGGUGAGAAGCUGGGUAGAGGAGGAGAAGAUGACUAUAGACUUCCCCAUCGGUGAAAACACCACAGAGGGAAGAACACACAUGAUGUGUAUCCAAGGAACAGACGGUUGUGAGAACCCCAAGCCCUGUCGGUCUCAGCUCACCGUGUUGGAGUACGGAGAUUAUGAUGGAGACCCUGUUACCAAGGUGGUGCUGCAGCCUCUCACAGGUCGUACCCACCAGCUGAGGGUUCACUGUGAGGCGGUAGGGCACCCCAUCGUAGGAGACCACACCUACAGCCUGGGAGAGGACAGCGCCCCCUAUCGCAUGAUGCUGCACGCACACCUCCUACACCUCCCUCUGGAGCCGCUCCCCCUGCAGGCCGCCGCCCCCGACCCCUUCACCACGCCCACUGACCCCCGCUGGCGCCCGCAGCGCUGCCUCCGGACUGUAGAGGGAGUCGUGGAGACCCUGCUGGAGCACAGGGCGGCGGAGGAGAGGACAGAGCGGGAGGAGAAGAGGAGACAGCAGGAGGAGAGGAGGAGGCAGCAGGAGGAGAGGAGGAAGAGGUUGAGGGGGAGAGAGGAGAGUGAGGAGCAGAGGAGGAUGUGUCAGCAGUGGUUGUCUGAGUGGACUGAUGUCUGAAUUCUCCUUCUCCUCUCUUCAUCCCCCUUCUCCUUCUCCUCUCUUCAUCCUCAUCCCUUCUCCUUCUCCCCUCUUCAUCCUCAUCCCUUCUCCCCUCUUC